Lates calcarifer (barramundi perch) is the source of this 2650-nucleotide messenger RNA. RefSeq names its product E3 ubiquitin-protein ligase TRIM21. NCBI's taxonomy places the organism in Eukaryota, Metazoa, Chordata, Actinopteri, Centropomidae. Bases 130 to 1908 code for a protein of 592 amino acids. The transcript is spliced from 2 exons. Gene Ontology annotation, molecular function: zinc ion binding; protein binding. The record is from RefSeq and is a predicted model, not a curated record.
AGGUUGGCCGAGAAACGAGGGCGUGUCCACACUCUGUUGUCAGGAAAUGAAACUGAGAUCAGAGAUUUCACAGCAGCUGAUCUUUCUACUUUUACACAGACAGACAACAACUGCGACAUCUAAACAGAUAUGGCCUCAGCCAACAUUUCCUUAUCUGAGGAACAGUUUAAGUGUUCAAUCUGUCUGGAUGUUUUCACUGAACCCGCCUCCAUCCCUUGUGGACACAACUACUGCAAGGCCUGCAUCACAGGCUACUGGGCCCUCAAGGACUUCAACCAUUGUCCAAUGUGCAACCAGAUGUUCGACAGAAUUCCUGAACUGUGCGUCAACACAGAGUUCAGAGACAUGUUGGCACAUUUUAAUAGAACAAGGGCUGCAGGUGACGACGGUGAUCUCCCUGCCCAGCCGGGGGAGGUGCCCUGUGACCACUGUGAGGGGAUGAAGCGUAAGGCUCUAAAAUCCUGCCUGGUUUGCCUGGCCUCUUACUGCAACAAUCACCUGCAGCCACAUCAUACCAUUAAGGCGUAUAAGUGGCACAAGCUGAUCAACCCUGUGGAGAACCUCGAGAACAGAGUGUGCAAGAAACACAACAAGGUGACAGAGUUUUUCUGUAGGAAAGACCAGAGCUGUGUUUGUGUUUCAUGCUUGGGAGAUGACCAUGCAAUGCAUGAUGCUGUCUCUGUAGAGGAAGAGUUAAAGGAGAGGAAAACUAAACUGAAGCAUCUGAAAACGGAAGUCAACCAGACUCUAAACAAUAAGUGUAUCAUAUCUAAUAUGAUUCAAAAAUCAAUGAAGGAAGGAAGGAAGGAAGUGGAGACAACAAAGGCAGAAAUUGCCAAAGCCUUCGCAGCUCUGGUGGCCACGAUUGAGACAGAAAAGGUGAAGCUGAUUGAGCUGUUAGAGGAGAAGCAGAAAGGAGCAGAGGAGCAGGCUGAAGCUCUCAUUAGACAUCUGAAGCUGGAGAUUGUCCAGAACCAUCAGAUGAAUACCAAACUGGAAGAGCUCUCAAAGACUGACGAUGACUUCAGACUCCUGUGGGACCUCCCAUCCAUUACCUCUCCCUCUCCUUCAACCUCAAAACACUGCUUUAUACCCACAACUAAAACUCUCCAGCAUGUAGAGACCAUGAGGAAUAUGGUGGCCAAGAUUGAAGAGAUGCUCAGCAAACACAUGGGUGAUCUUUUCGGAGAGGUAAUUCUGGCAGUUAAAGAGGUGCCAGUUGAAGAACUGCUGGAUACCCAAACACAGACUGUGUUUGAUGACGAGCUUGGGAAAAUCCAGAAGCAAUAUGCAAUAAAAGUGACUCUGGACCCCAACACAGCACAUCCCUCCCUCAUCCUCUCAGAGGACAGGAAACAAGUGAGGGAUGGAGGUACAAAGAGGACAGUCCCCGACAACUCUGCAAGGUUUGACACACUUCACUUUGUCCUUGGAAAUGAGGGGUUUUCCUCUGGAAAGUUCUACUACGAAGUCAGACUUCAAGAGCAAACAGGAUGGGAAAUUGGAGUGACAAGAGAGUCCAUUAACAAGAAAGGUGUUAAUUUGUCUCUCAGCCCUGAAAACGGAUGCUGGACAUUGGGGUCAUACUGGGGACAUUGCCAGGCUAACACAAAUCCUCCUGUUAUCCUGGCCUUGUCCACAAAACCCCAGAAGGUUGGGGUGUUUGUGGAUUACGAAGGAGGAUUGGUCUCUUUCUACGAUGUCGAUACUAGGGCUCUGAUCUACUCUUUUACACAAUGUGCUUUUACAGGAGGUGCAUCACUUCUGAGUAGAUUAUCAUCAUUCGGGUUUUACAGCAGCACCCCAACAAAGACCACAAUCUACCCAAUAUUCCGACCCAGUAGUGAGAAGGGGAGUGAUUCUACCCCUCUACAGAUUACUCCUGUCAGAUACACAAAAGGAAAGUAGUGAUUCGGUUUGUUAAACUCAAGCUCUAGUUGCACAGAUAAGUGUAGCUGGGUGGUCCUCCUUUGAUUUGUAAUAAUGGCAGAGGUUGUUGGUGAACAUGAAUCUGCCAUGUUUAUAAUCUGUAAAGUAAAAAAGAUUUAACAAAAAACAGGAUCAAAUGAUAUUAAUAGCACAGUGUAAAUCAGUUUCUAAUUAAGUUUUACAAUGAUUUCUUGUUUUUUGUGGUUUUCUUUGGCCUCUGGUUGACUUUGUCAUAUGAAUUUGUCUCUGGUGUUUUGUUUGUUUUAAGCCUGUCUCAAUGAUCCAUGUCAAUAUAUUUGUAGAAUAUAUGCUUUUCACAGCAAAAUAUUGUAAGACAAUUAGUAAAUAUUACACAAAUUUGUACAGUAGUCCUGUACAGACUGGACUCCAUAUAUCAGGUACUCUCUUGUCUUUUCUCCUAGUCAGAAGCAAAGGGAAACUCGUUGUAAUAUUAUGUUGGACAAACAGAGUACUGGAGUAGAGGAGGAGAUGAGAAAUGAAGAUCAGUAGUCAUGCUAACCUGACUGUAUCUUCUAGAAAAUAUCAUUUUCAUGUUAAGGUAAUAAUGGUAAUUGGGGUGUUUGGGUUCACUGUCUUGAUUUCUGCUUUGUUUUAAUCAGUUCAGAAAUACUGCAACCCAGUCAAUCUGAAACGGUUCACUGGAAGUUGUGUACUGUUAGGUCUACUGCAGUUAAUUGCAAUGAGAGAAUUAUAUUGUGUA